Ambispora gerdemannii is the source of this 165-nucleotide messenger RNA. NCBI's taxonomy places the organism in Eukaryota, Fungi, Glomeromycota, Glomeromycetes, Archaeosporales, Ambisporaceae. The record is from the annotation of a GenBank genome assembly.
GAAAUUCGAGCUACAAGCAGCUUUAUACUCAACUUUCCUGAAGAAAUACCAACAAAAGAUUUAGAAGCUGCUUGCUGCACUUGUUUGGAGUCAUCUUCAAUUAGAGUGAAAGCAAAAUUAACUGCUUCUGACUUCCCAGAAGGGAUCCUGCAAGGCUUGCUUUAG